AUGGCUGUGUUUGGGGAAGCUGCCCCGUACCUGAGGAGACCUGAACGAGACAGAAUUGAAGCCCAAAAUAGGCCUUUCGAUGCCAAAACGGCAGUGUUUGUGGCGGAUCCAAAGGAGCUGUUUGUUAAGGGCUCUCUGCAAAACAAAGACGGUGGCAAAGCGACUGUUAAAACUCAAUCAGGACAGGUUGUAACAGUGAAGGAUGACGAAGUCUUCCCCAUGAACCCACCCAAGUUUGACAAGAUCGAGGAUAUGGCCAUGAUGACCCACCUCAAUGAGGCCGCCGUGCUGUAUAACCUCAAAGAGCGUUACGCAGCGUGGAUGAUCUAUACCUACUCUGGCCUGUUCUGUGUCACUGUGAACCCUUACAAGUGGCUCCCAGUGUACAACCAAGAGGUCGUGCUAGGCUACAGGGGCAAAAAGCGCCAGGAGGCUCCACCACACAUCUUCUCCAUCUCUGACAACGCCUAUCAGUCAAUGCUCACUGAUCGAGAAAACCAGUCCAUCCUUAUCACUGGAGAAUCUGGUGCAGGAAAGACUGUCAACACCAAGCGUGUUAUCCAGUACUUUGCGACAAUCGCAGGAUCUGGGGACAGAAAAAAAGAUGCUGGGAAUCUGGAAGACCAAAUCAUCUCUGCUAACCCCUUACUUGAGGCUUUUGGAAACGCCAAGACUGUCAGAAAUGAUAACUCGUCACGUUUUGGCAAAUUCAUCAGAAUCCACUUUGGAACCACAGGCAAACUGGCUUCUGCUGAUAUUGAAACUUAUUUGUUGGAAAAAUCCAGAGUAACGUUUCAGCUGGCUGCAGAGAGGAGUUACCACAUUUUCUACCAGAUCAUGUCCAACAAGAAGCCUGAGCUCAUAGAGACUCUCCUCAUCACCACCAACCCCUUUGACUUCCCAUUUGUCAGCCAGGGGGAGAUCAGUGUGGCCAGUAUUGAUGACAGUGAGGAACUGAUGGCCACUGAUAGCGCUAUUGACACCCUGGGUUUCACUGGAGAGGAGAGGAUUGGCAUCUACAAGCUAACAGGUGCUGUGAUGCAUUAUGGGAAUAUGAAGUUCAAGCAGAAGCAGAGAGAGGAGCAGGCAGAGCCAGACGGGACAGAGGUGGCUGACAAAGCAGCUUACCUGAUGGGUCUGAACUCUGCAGACCUGCUGAAAGCAUUGUGUUACCCGAGAGUGAAGGUUGGGAAUGAGUACGUGACCAAAGGGCAGACGGUUCAGCAGGUCUACAACUCUAUUGGUGCUUUGGCCAAAUCAGUCUAUGAGAAGAUGUUUCUGUGGAUGGUCCUCCGUAUUAAUCAGAUGCUGGACACCAAGCAACCCAGACAGUUUUUUAUCGGAGUCCUGGACAUUGCUGGGUUUGAAAUUUUUGAUUAUAACAGUCUGGAACAGCUCUGUAUCAAUUUCACCAACGAGAAACUGCAACAGUUUUUCAACCAUCACAUGUUUGUAUUGGAGCAAGAGGAGUAUAAGAAGGAAGGCAUUGAGUGGGAGUUCAUUGACUUUGGGAUGGACCUGGCUGCCUGUAUAGAGCUCAUCGAAAAGCCAAUGGGCAUCUUUUCCAUCCUUGAGGAGGAGUGCAUGUUCCCUAAAGCCUCAGACACCACCUUCAAAAACAAGUUGUAUGACCAGCAUCUUGGAAAAUCCAGUAACUUUCAGAAGCCCAAGCCUGUCAAAGGCAAGGCUGAAGCUCACUUCUCCUUGGUGCACUAUGCUGGCACGGUGGACUACAGCAUUACAGGCUGGUUGGACAAAAACAAGGACCCACUGAACGAGACCGUCGUCCAGCUCUACCAGAAAGCCAGCCUGAAGUUACUGGCAUUCCUCUAUUCUAACUAUGCUUCAUCUGACGCAGCAAAGAAGAAGGGCUCGUCCUUCCAGACUGUGUCAGCCCUCUUCAGGGAGAAUCUGGGGAAGCUAAUGACCAACCUGAGGAGCACCCAUCCUCACUUUGUGAGGUGCCUGAUUCCAAAUGAAACUAAAACGCCAGGGAUUAUGGAGCAUCAUCUGGUUAUCCAUCAGCUGCGCUGUAACGGUGUGCUGGAAGGAAUCAGGAUCUGCAGGAAGGGCUUCCCCAGUAGGAUCCAGUAUGGGGAUUUCAAGCAAAGGUACAAAGUACUGAAUGCUAGCGUGAUCCCUGAAGGACAAUUCAUUGACAACAAGAAAGCUGCUGAGAAGCUCCUGGGCUCUAUUGAUGUGGAUCACACGCAGUAUAAGUUUGGGCACACCAAGGUGUUCUUCAAAGCAGGACUCUUGGGUCUACUGGAAGAGAUGAGGGAUGAAAAACUGGCCUCUCUCAUCACCAUUACUCAAGCCUUGUGUCGUGGUUUUCUCCGAAGGAAGGAUUUUCAGAAAAUGAUGGAGAGGAGAGAGUCCAUUUACAUCGUCCAGUACAACAUUCGCUCCUUCAUGAAUGUGAAACAUUGGCCAUGGAUGAAACUCUACUUCAAGAUCAAGCCACUCUUGAGGAGUGCUGAGACUGAGAAGGAGAUGGCAAACAUGAAGGUGGAGUUUGCCAAGUGUAAGGAGGAUUUAGCCAAAGCUGAGUCUAAAAGGAAGGAACUGGAAGCCAAAAUGGUUUCCCUGCUUCAGGAGAAGAACGACUUGUGUCUGCACAUUCAAUCUGAAAGUGAGAGUUUGGCAGAUGCAGAGGAACGGUGCGAAGGCCUGAUUAAGAACAAGAUCUCACUGGAGGCUAAAACCAAAGAACUCAGUGAGAGACUAGAGGAUGAGGAGGAGCUGAACGCUGAGCUGACCGCCAAGAAGAGGAAGCUGGAGGACGAGUGCUCUGAGCUGAAGAAAGACAUCGAUGACUUGGAGCUCACUCUGGCUAAAGUGGAGAAGGAAAAACAUGCCACUGAAAACAAGGUCAAGAAUUUGACAGAAGAAAUGUCAAGUCUUGAUGAUACUAUUGCCAAGUUGUCGAAGGAGAAGCUGGCCCUCCAAGAGGCUCAUCAGCAGACGCUGGAAGACUUGCAAGCAGAGGAAGACAAAGUCAACUCUCUGACCAAAGCAAAAAUCAAGCUCGAGCAACAAGUCGAUGAUCUUGAGGGCUCUCUGGAACAAGAGAAAAAGGUCCGAAUGGACGUCGAGAGGGCCAGAAGGAAGCUUGAGGGAGAUCUGAAGCUGACUCAGGAGUCCAUUAUGGAUUUAGAAAAUGGCAAACAACAGCUGGAGGAACGCCUUAAAAAGAAAGAUUUUGAAUUCAGCCAACUUGUAUCCAAAAUUGAGGAUGAGCAGAGUGCGGCUGUACAAUCUCAGAAGAAGAUCAAGGAGCUUCAGGCACGUAUUGAAGAGCUGGAGGAAGAGAUGGAAGCAGAGCGUGUUGCCAGAGCCAAGGUGGAAAAGCAAAGGUCUGAUCUCUCUAGGGAGCUCGAGGAGAUCAGCGAGAGGCUGGAGGAAGCCGGGGGAGCCACCACAGCUCAGGUAGAGAUGAACAAGAAGCGAGAGGCAGAGUUUCAGAAACUGAGACGAGACCUUGAAGAAUCGACCCUCCACCACGAGGCCAUCGCCGCAGCUUUAAGGAAGAAGCAUGCUGAUAGUGUGGCCGAGCUGGGAGAACAAAUUGACAACCUGCAGAGAGUCAAACAGAAGCUUGAGAAGGAGAAGAGUGAGUACAAGAUGGAGAUUGAUGACCUGUCCAGCAACGUAGAGGUCAUGGUCAAGGCAAAGGUUAAUUUUGAAAAGCUGUGCCACUCUCUGGAAGACCAACUCAGUGAAUACAAGGCGAAGCAUGAUGAGAACACUCAUCUGAUCACUGAAUUAAAUGCUCAAAGAGCAAGACUUCAGAAUGAAAAUGGUGAGUUUUCUCGUCACCUUGAGGAGAAAGAAGCGGUGCUGUCUCAGAUGUCGAGGGCCAAGCUUGCCUUUUCUCAGCAAAUAGAAGAACUGAAGAGGCAGGUUGAGGAGGAGACAAAGGCGAAGAAUGCCCUCGCCCAUGCUCUUCAGUCUGCCCGCCAUGACUGCGACCUGCUGAGGGAGCAGUUUGAGGAGGAGCAGGAGGCUAAGGCUGAGCUCCAGAGAGCACUGUCCAAGGCCAACAGUGAGGUGGCCCAGUGGAGAACCAAAUAUGAGACUGAUGCCAUCCAACGCACCGAUGAACUCGAAGAGGCCAAGAAAAAACUUGCCCAACGUUUGCAGGAGGCUGAGGAGGGCAUCGAGGCUGUGAACGCCAAAUGUUCGUCUUUAGAGAAGACAAAGCAGAGGCUGCAGGGGGAGGUGGAAGACCUCAUGGCUGAUGUAGAGAGAGCAAAUGCUCAAGCAGCUGGACUGGACAAAAAGCAGAGGAGCUUUGAUAAGAUUUUGUCUGAGUGGAAACAGAAGUAUGAGGAGAGUCAAGCUGAGCUGGAUGGUUCACAGAAAGACUCUCGCUCCCUCAGCACGGAACUGUUCAAAAUGAAGAAUUCUUAUGAAGAAGCUUUGGAGCACCUUGAAGUCCUGAAGCGAGAGAAUAAAAACCUGCAACAGGAAAUUUCUGACCUGACCGAGCAACUUGGGGAGAAUGGCAAAGCCAUCCAUGAGCUGGAGAAAACUAAGAAACAAGCAGAUAAUGAGAAGACUGAGAUCCAGACUGCUUUGGAGGAAGCUGAGGCUUCUCUGGAACAUGAAGAAUCCAAAAUUAUGCGUAUCCAGUUGGAGCUCACUCAGGUGAAAGGAGAGGUCGAUCGCAGGUUAGCCGAGAAGGAUGAGGAGAUCGAACAGAUGAAGCGCAACCAUCUGCGCAUUGUGGAGACGAUGCAGUCCGCAUUAGAUGCUGAGACACGCAGCAAGAACGAUGUAAUGAGAAUCAGGAAGAAGAUGGAGACUGACCUCAAUGAGAUGGAGAUCCAGCUGAGCCACGCCAACCGGCAGGCUGCUGAGGCCCAGAAGCAGCUGAGGAAUAUGCAAAGCCACCUCAAAGAACAAACCCUUCACCUGGAUGAGGUGCUGCGGAACCAGGAGGACCUGAAGGAGCAGGUGGCCAUGGUGGAGCGCAGGAGCAGCCUGCUGCAGGCGGAGGUGGAGGAGCUCCGGGCUGCCCUGGAGCAGUCAGAGAGAGGCCGCAAGUUAGCUGAAGGGGAACUGGCUGAUGCCUGUGAGAGAGUUGGAUUGCUGCACUCUCAGAACACCAGUCUGCUCAACUCCAAGAGGAAGCUGGACGCAGAUGUCAGCCAGCUGCAGGGUGAAAUGGAGGAAGCAAUCCAAGAGGCUCGCAAUGCCGAGGAGAAAGCCAAGAAGGCAAUCACUGAUGCAGCCAUGAUGGCAGAGGAACUGAAGAAGGAGCAGGACACCAGCAGCCACCUGGAGAGGAUGAAGAAGAACCUGGAAGUUUCUGUGAAGGAUCUGCAGCACCGUCUGGAUGAGGCGGAGAACCUGGCGUUGAAGGGCGGCAAGAAGCAGCUCCAGAAACUGGAAACACGGGUUCGUGAGCUGGAGGGGGAAGUGGAGAGUGAACAGAAAAGGGCCGCCGACGCCGUCAAAGGAGUCCGCAAAUACGAGAGGAGAGUCAAGGAGCUCAGCUACCAGACUGAAGAGGACAAGAAGACUGUGCUGAGACUGCAGGACCUGGUGGACAAGCUGCAGCUCAAAGUCAAGGCAUACAAACGGCAGAAUGAAGAAGCUGAGGAGCAGGCCAAUAUUCAUCUUGCUAAGCUGAGGAAGGUGCAGCAUGAGCUGGAAGAGGCGCAGGAGCGGGCAGACAUCGCCGAGUCCCAGAUCAACAAGAUGAGGACUAAAAGCAGAGAGUAUGGAAAGGCUGCUGAAUCAGAGUAAACCCUGCAGCGAUGACUCAUCCUCUAAGCAAGUUUUAAGUGCAAGUAGAAGCUCAAUUAAUUGAAGAA
Stegastes partitus (bicolor damselfish) is the source of this 5822-nucleotide messenger RNA. Its product is annotated as myosin heavy chain, fast skeletal muscle-like. The record is from RefSeq and is a predicted model, not a curated record. The coding region runs from base 1 to 5754 and encodes 1917 amino acids. NCBI's taxonomy places the organism in Eukaryota, Metazoa, Chordata, Actinopteri, Pomacentridae. Gene Ontology annotation, molecular function: microfilament motor activity; ATP binding; actin filament binding. Gene Ontology annotation, biological process: muscle contraction. The transcript has 38 exons. Gene Ontology annotation, cellular component: cytoplasm; myosin filament; myosin II complex.